This is a messenger RNA of Symbiodinium necroappetens, 2211 nucleotides long. The record is from the annotation of a GenBank genome assembly. NCBI's taxonomy places the organism in Eukaryota, Dinophyceae, Suessiales, Symbiodiniaceae.
AUGGAGAACCCACAGCUCAAGGCGACGAUGCAGAGCAUCAUGGAGGAUACGGACAUCCCCCCGAACAAGCGGCUCGACAAGCUGACGGCAUUGUUGAAGGAACAUGCAUUGGCCUACUCGACGAUGCUAACCCCCGGUGAUAUGCUCGUUCACCCGCACAACCGCGGCGGAGCGAUGCUUUCUCCGUUAGACGUCCACGAUAAAGGCCAAAAGAUCGUGGACUUGGGCUUUCGCCGGAGCUUGUUGACAGACAGCCUGGCCUUCGAGCUGAGCCCCCUUGAGGCCGUGAAGGCGUCCAAGCCCGCUUGUCAGUCGUACAUGGAUCACGUCGGCCUCUAUGUUCAGAAGUUUGGAGGGGGACCGGGAUUUCCUCUCGUCUCCUUCUUGUCGGGGUUCUGCAAGGAACUCUCGAUCACCGUCGCUGUGGGUGAAGAGCUGUUCAAGGCCGUGUGUUCCUGGGACCUGCAGGAGCCCAGUACCCAGUUCCCCUUCCUUCGUGCUGGGCUGUUGGCAUGCCAACUCACGAGCCCAAAAAUUGUGGACGGAACGGCCCGAUUGCUUGUCAAGGCGGAUCUGGACCGGCUGAAGGGUGCCAAUCUUCGUCAGAAGCUCUUGCAGGCCGAGGAGAUCUUGGCGCACGGGUACCAGGUCUAUGUGGACUCCGGUAAGACGACCGAGGUUCAACGAGCCUUGGGUUUGAUGAUGGUUCGCCUGAGCUUGCUCUUGACCAAAAAAGAGAAGCUGGGCCGCGAGAAGAUGGAUGUCUAUCAGAGCCCAGAGCACGUGGCCCAGCUCUUUGCCAAGGAAGCCAUGGGCCGUGCACCCUCUGGAUCUGGAAGUCGGAGCGAUGCGAAGGACCAAGAGGAUGAGCAGAAGCCCUUGAACCUCUUGGGUGGCUUGAGUGUCGGCGAGCAGGCUUUGUUGCAGAACAAGCACUUGAGCAAGGGAGGCAAGUACAUGCACACGGACUACCCUGACAAGGUCUUUGUUUUCACGGGUCUCGAGAAUGACGAGGCCCAAUUCGUGCACACCCCCCUCUAUGGCUCCCCGGAAACCGUUUUGGUGCCCCCCAACCUUUUCAAGAAGUGGAAGGCCACCAGGGUGGCGGUUCCCAGGAUUUUCUCGCAGGAUGUGGCCGACGGCUUCAUGUACGGGAAAUCUUCCGUGUUGGCUGAGGCCGAGUUGCUCGCCGAGGCUCAGCAGAUGCUCUUCACACUCUACAAGGCUCACAACUCGGGCGACUCGGGGAACUUGGACAUCGUCAGCCCCACUGCCCUCUACACCUCAGGCAACUUCCCAGUUCAGAAGCUCAAGCUCCUCCCCCUGGCAAGCUUGUCCAAGCCCAAAGAUGAGUCCAAACUCACCUUGUAUGUGGAAUGGAAAGGUGCCAAGUAUCAGCUGAGCCCUUGGCCCCAGGUCAAAGACUUUGACGAGUUCCUAGCCUGGAAUUUCAGAGACAUGGGAUUCAGGCCGAAGGCGACGGAAAUCAUCGUGCCCUUCUUCUGGGUGAAAACGACUGGCAAGGAGGAUGAGGUCAGCAUGAACAUUGUUUGGAAAACCAUGGAAGGGAUGAAAGUCCCUGUGCUUAUGAACACGAAGAAGCUGAGCGCCCAGACUUUGUUGCUUCAGCCGACGAAGGAGUUGCUGGACAAGGGCUCCAGCAGCAGCAAGAAGAGGAAGACCAUGGUCACCAUCGGCACUUCCACAAGCAUUACAUGGCAGAAUCGCACGGUGGCGGUGCCGAACGACUUGCUCGUGGAGAUCGGCGGAACAAAAUACCUGAAGAUCCAGCCUUCAAACAGAAUCAUGAUGAAGUUGUUGUUGGGUUCGAGAACAGCAGGCAGUCUCACAUCCUCGCCUGGCUUGCAGAAGCUCAAAGAAGCCAGAGAGGAAGCCCUUGCUGAGUCCUUCAAGAAGGAUGAUGCUAAGAAGAGUGGAGCAGGUGACUUGUUCCCCGAUGCCAAGAAAACAAAAGUCAAGGUAACCUGCCCCACAGUGGACUUUGUUUUGGUGGACGGCAUCCAGAUAGGGGUCCAAUCCAAACACAGAAGCUCCAUGGACUUGUUGAUUUUGCUCGAGCCCGACAGCUUGGAGCAGGUCUUCAAAAGGAUCACUGAGGAUGCGGAUCCGGACGACAAGAGGAUCUACAAGAAACGGAAGGUUGCCGAGAAGAAAGAGAAGUCGGAGGACAGCAAGGAAGACGAAGAGUGA